GUGUCCAAAGAAACCUUUCUAAGCUUGUUUAGCUUUUACUUUGGGCUCAGUGUUGGAGUUGCUUGGUCUUCUACGGCUGGAAAGGAUGGAACCAGCUUUGUGGGUUGGGAAAGACCUAUUUCACUCUCCCAACGUCUUCAUGAAGUACUUUCAGUCUUUGAAACAUUAAAAACUGUAAUCAUAGCCUUCUUGGUUUACUGGAGAUUUCUUUGCUUGUGAUGGGUUGUGAGUAAGCUCCACUAUGAGGUCAUUUAAGUAUCACACAAUAUUUGAUGAGGUAAAUAUAAAAAUCCUUUUAAUAUGAAUUAAAUUUUUUUUUGCUGGUUCAAGAAAUGGGGUUGACUAGGGUCUGAAUUUCCUAGUCUAUUUCCCUGUUGCCAAUGCUAAUUUUUUUUUCUGAAAGUGUUCUGUGAUAUUGAUGGGCCUAAGUUUAAAUAGUAAAUUUAGAUUUUUGAAAUGGCUUAGUUUGGAAACAUGCUGUUGAGGUUCUGGUUGCUUGCCUGUGUUGUAAGCAAUGGAAGUUUGGGAAAUCACCAGUCUAGGGUGUCUUACCAGAUCAAAAUGGCACUCGAGAUAGGCAGGCAACAAGCAGUUGGUGGCUUACUGAUUCUGGGUUGGUGCUGCCAUGGAGGUAAGAGAAGCAGAAAAGAAAUUUCUAUGGUGAGGGAUCUUUGUGAUCUAGGAGAUGUGGUGAGAGAUCAAAUUUAGGAAGCAAGUGAUAAAUGGCCUGGCAUGGGUUUUAAGGAGUCAGGGGAGUUCUAAGAAAGGACUUUGUGGGUAAAUUGGACAAGCCAGGGGCAGAGUGGCCCUGGAAGGGUGUGAGGUUGGAGUGGCUGGGGAGGGAGACAGUUGGUUCAGACUGGGGGGACGGUGUGGGAAGCACACAGAUUGUGACUUAGGGACCAUGAGGCCAGAGGAAGACCCUAGUACCAAAAUGGAAGAAUAUUCAUGUUUCACAGAGCAGGAAAUGAGAUGAGAAAGUUGAGGAGAGCCGACUCUGUUUGCCGGGGUCCUCGUCUGCUGAUGCGCCAUUGGGUUCUUCUUGGUCCGUGCUCACAGCACCAGGUGUCUUCCAUUCCAGAGGAUGUUUGAUGAGAGUCGCCCCUUGUGCUGUGCUGCUUUCUGUAUUCCCACAUCCACCUGUGGUCCCUCUCUGUCCCGUGCUCUCUUCCUCUGGAACAUGUUUAUGUGGAGACCGGUUUAUGUGUCUGCGGUACCUGUCAGUCCUCCACUGCCAGUAUCUACAUGUUGAGUUUGUUUAACCAUCUGCUCAUGGCAGUGACCUUUCUCAGCAGGAUGGGCUGGCCCAAGGCUCAUAGGCAAAUCUUUAAAGGUUAAAGCCAGUCCAGAGCCACCACAGAUGAUGUCUUAACUCCCCUUCUGUGUCUGAAGGAGAUGAUGUGGAUGCCCUGCUGGUCUCUUCCUGGAGGCUGUGACAUUUCAAGGGUCCUGAAUCCUGUUCCUGAAGCAGUUGGAAUCUGCCAGAAACCCAAGCUACUGAGAGCACACUCAGCCAUCUCCCCCACCUCUUGGAGUGGAAGACGAUUGAGAGUUGGUUGAAAACUUCUGCUUUACCCCAGACCAGACGUGGAAGCUUUUCAAAGUACAUAGCACAUUUCCAGAGGACAAUUGGAGGAAGUACCUCUGCGGGACGGACCCUGGUUUCAUUCUCCUUGUUGAAUGGCAUUGGCCCCUGCAGCCCAUUGAGAGCUCCUUUCCCUGUGAUUCUGCCCUUGACAGAAGGACUCUGGGCACGGAAGAUGCUGAGCUCCAUUAAGUGUGUGCUGGUGGGUGACUCUGCUGUGGGGAAAACCUCCCUCCUGGUGCGUUUCACUUCUGAGACCUUCCCUGAAGCCUACAAGCCAACAGUAUAUGAGAACACAGGUGUGGACGUCUUCAUGGAUGGCAUCCAGAUCAGCCUGGGCCUGUGGGACACAGCUGGCAAUGAUGCCUUCCGGAGCAUUCGCCCCCUGUCCUACCAGCAGGCAGAUGUGGUGCUCAUGUGCUACUCUGUGGCCAACCACAACUCAUUCCUGAACUUGAAGAACAAGUGGAUCGGGGAAAUCAGGAGCAACCUGCCCUGUACCCCAGUGCUGGUGGUGGCCACGCAGACUGACCAGCGGGAGAUGGGGCCCCACAGGGCCGCCUGCAUCAACGCUAUUGAAGGGAAGAGACUAGCCCAGGAUGUGAAGGCCAAGGGCUACCUGGAGUGCUCAGCCCUUAGCAACCGGGGAGUCCAGCAGGUAUUUGAGUGUGCCGUCCGAACUGCAGUCAACCAGGCCAGGAGACGGAAUAGGCGAAGGCUGUUCUCCAUUAAUGAGUGCAAGAUCUUCUAACCUGCCCCACCUCCCCCACCCCCUGAGAUUUCACUUGCCGCUCACACACUCACCCCAGUACUGAUGGGGAGAAGGAGAGCUGGCACACCUGCAAGGGCUGAGUCUCUUCCCAGAUACAUCCCAGGCGCCUUACCUUUUGGACUCUUAUCUGUAAGACUUGACCACUGGCUGAUGUUCUGCACUCCACAAAUGGACUCCUUACCCCAUGUUCAACUAAAAAUUCCUUGGGAAACUGUAAUGAGCCUUUCCUUUUUAAUUAAAAAAAAAAACCCAAAUAAUCCUUGUCAUUUUGGAAAUGAAGUGAGUUUUUAAAAAUAUUCCACAUUCAGAGAUACAUUUCAUUUAAAUAAGAACAAUACAGAUCUCUUUGGUGUAUAAUUAGUGUUCACACUUAGAAAGCUUUUCCUGCUUACUUGCCAGCACCAACUGCUGAAGGGGUAAAAUGACCUCUCAGAGUUUUGCCUUGUGUUUGUGUUUUUGCUCAAAGCAGUAAUUUUGUUGAAAAUACUUGGCUGGUGGAUUUUUCUAGGUCAUGAAAUUUUAAAAUGACCAUAAAUUGGUCCCUGAAAUUAAUUUUCCACCUGUCUGUUAUUUAGAGUUUAUAAAUGGAAAACAGCUCCAUAUGUAAAAUAAUUUAGUGAUACCUUAUGAUUUUUACAUUACCACUAGUUCUGUGAAUUAAGGAAAAGUAGUUCUUAUUUAUGCCAUUCCGUUUCACUCAGGACAUAAGGAAACCAAUUUUCUCAGUUUUCCAAUAUGAUCAAUUCUUUGUAACAAUAAUCAAUGUAAAAAAUCAAGUUUGUGCUCAUCGCUACACUGCUUUCUUCUCCUCUCUCUUCUGCAUCCAGUAAAAGGCCUGGGACCCACAUCUCAGUCUCUGGGGAGAGGAUUGCUUCAGCUCUGUGUCGUUGACACAUGUGCCAUCACCCAGACAUCUGAGCCCUUUAGUUUUAAA
Ochotona curzoniae (black-lipped pika) is the source of this 3291-nucleotide messenger RNA. It is a transcript of the gene RHOH, whose product is annotated as ras homolog family member H. Gene Ontology annotation, biological process: small GTPase-mediated signal transduction. The transcript is spliced from 3 exons. The coding region runs from base 1761 to 2336 and encodes 191 amino acids. Gene Ontology annotation, molecular function: GTP binding; GTPase activity. The record is from RefSeq and is a predicted model, not a curated record. NCBI's taxonomy places the organism in Eukaryota, Metazoa, Chordata, Mammalia, Lagomorpha, Ochotonidae.